AAUAUACAAUUUUAUUAUUGCUUCAAGUCUAUUGGUUGAAAACUAACCAACCAGUUUUGAAAUCCGGGUCCUAAGUUGUAUAUAAGGCUACCUUUUCUUAACGUACAUAAAGAUUAAAGCAGAUCUGACCAAGAAGCCAAGAAACCUAGCAGGACUACAGCCUUCCAAGCCAACUUAGAUAACUAGGAUCUAGUGAAACGAAGAGACUUUCAACAGGUCCCUAGGAAUAACUCGUUUGGAAACAGCAACCUUCAGAAUGAAGCCACAGAUUGGAAACCUCAAGGACAGUGAAGGUCAAGUCUGGAAUGGGGUCAAGGAGACCAAGACUGGCAGUCGGACACUACUGGUGGUCGGCGCAUGCGUGUUCCUGGCUUUGAUGACGGCCGCCAUCUUGGGUUCCGUGUAUCUAGGGUAUUCCCUUCACCCUCUGGGCUUGACCGGAAAACAACAGACGUACACGGCGGAUUUCUACCAGGACGGUCACCACGUUGUCAAGGAGACAUUGGUCAUCACGGAACGUGAAAGCAUGUACGCCGCCACCAACGGCACCGUUGUCAAGGACUAUGAGACAGGUUUCCUAGUGUACAAGAUGGACCACCUCCCUGGCUGUUACCUGACCACAUUUAACAUGAGUGACAAAGAUAACUACAGCAGCAAUGGACAGCAACAGAUAUCUAUUGAGGUAGCACAGACCUCUAAGCAGCGCUUCUUUGUGACAGACAUCACUGUCAAUAGGGCGGUGCUGGGACCGCAGGCGGCUGUCAUGUGCGCCGGAAGAGACCUUUACAUGCUGAGACAACAAACAGAUUCCACGGAUGACGGUGCGCUGGUUAAAAGAGCAGCAGACGAUGUCAUCAUCAUAUGUUCCUGCAGAUGCGGAUGUACAGUCAUUAUAAUAAUUCGCCGUGAAAAUUAGCGAACAGAAUAGUGACAGAAAGGAUCCUUCAUGGAUGUGAUCGACAAUUUAAAUCCCCAACUAAUUUUGUUUUAAACUGCUUCAUUAUAAGCAUUCUUUGAGUCAGAAGAAUAAAACACUUUUAUAAUAUACAGGGAGCAUUCGGAACACCUCGGCCAUUUUAGAUCCAAAACACAUUCGAAUGUAUAAGCACGGUUAGCAAUUUCAGAAAUCUUUGCAUUUAACUACGCUGCAAGUAGAUCGCGUAGUGAUUUCAAUUUAGGAGUUAAACUUUAUGACUUCACUGUUGGAAACCUUUAUAUUUUUAUGCAAUAAUACACUUUACUGGCAAACAUUUUAAACCUAGAUGUACAAAAUGCACUACAAUUAAUAUACUAUUAUUUAAAAAAGGAACUUCUUCUACCGAUGUACCGGCAUAAAUACGACGUUGUUUUCGAUAGAGAAAGGCCGAGGAGUUCCAAAAUCAAACACGGAUUUCAUAUCACGUGGUGUUGCCGCCAUAAGUAAAUAAAAUGUUGAUCGGAUAUAUCAAACAUUUUAACCGGUCAGUAUCGUUUUCCAACUUUUAUUAUCAUCAAACCUCAACAGUUCGACAAAAGUAAGCCCAUGAUGACCGUACAGAAUGGAUAUACGUGUACUUUUUUGUAGCAACUGUGUGAAAGUGUGACACUUUAAAGGAACUUACAUAUCUUAUGUUGACAACUCUUUUUCAUUAGUUGAUGAAAUUGAGUUAUUUUACUUACUUUUAUGAACAAACACCAAAAAGGGACUCGCAUAUAACCGUUUCAAGAUAAUUUCGUAAAUCCGAGCUAAGAUGAAUCAAUUUUCAAUAGGCUAACUAAUUCUUUAGAGUAUUUUUCUUAUAUGAUUUUUUCGUUUAUGUCUUAUCCUUGUAACAAACCUUUUAUUCACAUCAUAUACACGAGUACCUUUACAUUCUUAAGUACAAGCACUUGCCCACAAAGUAGUUAUCAGUAAGUUUUUGUGCAUGCCUGCUCAACCCACGUGCGCCUUUGUCUGUAGAUACGUAUACCUGUUACCUGUUAAUGAAUCAUUAACGAGUCAUAAUAAUUCCGGCUGGGAAAUGUCAGUUUUUGUAUCCAUGUGAUGCGACACAUAUCUCUUUUGACUACUUUAUAACGUCAUAUGUUUCUUUUUCGUUUUUGUCUGUUUGCAAUUCGUUUUUGUCUGUUUGCAAGCGAUGUAUUGAUGUUUUAUUCAUUGUAUUCUUGUUCUUGAAUAAAUGAA
This is a messenger RNA of Mya arenaria, 2164 nucleotides long. RefSeq lists its product as uncharacterized. The record is from RefSeq and is a predicted model, not a curated record. Bases 257 to 916 code for a protein of 219 amino acids. The transcript has 6 exons. NCBI's taxonomy places the organism in Eukaryota, Metazoa, Mollusca, Bivalvia, Myida, Myidae.